AUGUGUCUCAGUGAUGGAUUCGUCUUCGUAAUCGUUAUUAUCGGCCCCGUAGUAGGUCGCUAUGCUAUCGACUCUGGUGGCUGGAAGUACAUUUACUGGGGCGGCCUCGUUGCACAGUCCAUCUCCUUAGCCGCCCUUUUUGCUUUCUACAAGCCACCAAAGCAUCCCAAGGGCAUUCCCUGGCAUGAAGCUAUCAAAGGUCUCGAUUACGUCGGCAGCGCGCUCAUCAUUCCUGGAGUAAUUCUCGCCCUGGUCGGCAUCAUUAACACUACAUACAAGCCUAGCUCCGACCCUACCGUUAUUGCGCCCAUGAUAGUGGGAUUCAUUAUGAUCGCGGCCUUCGGAUGGUGGGAGACUGUGUCGUCGGUGCCGCACAAGCUGUGCCCGCCACACCUGUUCGCUAGUCAUAAGGGAAGAGAGUUUACGGCGCCGUUCAUUGUGGCUUUCAUCGUCACUAUGUUUUACUAUAGUGUCAACAUCAUCUGGCCUACUAUGGUCAACGUAUUUUAUUUGACACCUACAACUUCGCGCACGACCGAGUUGCUACUCACUCUUCCUCCAAACGUCGGUCUGGUGUUUGGCGCCUGUCUCUUGAUCGCUUUUGGAGGCGUCAUCAAGCACUGGAAAAAGACUCUGAUCUUCACUUGGACGGGGAUGACGCUGUUUGGCGCUUUGAUGGGUCUCUGCACUCCCUUCAACAAGGGUCUCAUGAUUGCGUUCUGCUGUAUCAAUGCCACGUUCUUUGGCUGGGCUCAAUAUGAAUCCGUCGCAUUCACACAGCUCGGCGUUCCGCAGGAAGAUCUUGGUUUCUCUGGCGGUCUUGCAGGAAUGGCUCGAUACGCCGGAGGCUCACUUGCAGUCGCGAUUUACACGACCAUCCUUACCAACACACAAUCAACACGCGCAGCAGCUACCCUCCCAGCAGCAGCGAUUUCUGCAGGCAUGUCACCUGAGAACGCACAGAAGCUACUCGCCGCUUUCCCACUGGGAGCGACAGCCAUAGCAGCUGUGCCAGGAACAACACCAGACGCGCUGGCCGCGGCAAGCUUAGCGUUCCAGUGGAGCUAUGCGCAUGGCCUGAAAAUCGUUGCAUUGAGCAGUUUGAGCUUUGGGCUGUUGGGUCUGCUUUGCUGUUUCUACUGUGAGGACUUGGGGCCGAAAAUGACGAACAAGACGGAGGUGUUUCUGGAGAACGAUAUCAAUGCUGAGAAGAAUGUGUAUCAUUAG
Molecule: messenger RNA, 1227 nt
Organism: Didymosphaeria variabile
Lineage: Eukaryota; Fungi; Ascomycota; Dothideomycetes; Pleosporales; Didymosphaeriaceae
Exons: 4
Coding region: 1-1227 (408 amino acids)
Biological process (GO): transmembrane transport
Molecular function (GO): transmembrane transporter activity
Source: RefSeq, a predicted model, not a curated record